This is a messenger RNA of Ipomoea nil (Japanese morning glory), 3139 nucleotides long. Its product is annotated as oxysterol-binding protein-related protein 2A-like. Gene Ontology annotation, cellular component: intracellular membrane-bounded organelle; cytosol; membrane. The transcript has 12 exons. Lineage: Eukaryota; Viridiplantae; Streptophyta; Magnoliopsida; Solanales; Convolvulaceae. Gene Ontology annotation, molecular function: sterol binding. The coding region runs from base 410 to 2650 and encodes 746 amino acids. The record is from RefSeq and is a predicted model, not a curated record.
CCAUUUAUAAUCGAUCUUAGCUCCCACUCAGCUUCAACCUCUGUCUUUACUCUCUUUGCAGACAAACCAAGAGGAAGGUUUCUCCAUCAAUGGCGAGCUCAAAUUGACCAUUGAAUCACCGAUUCUAUCCCUCUAUACAAAUCCCUUUUCCGUUAUCUUUUGAGCCCAAAGAUCAGGAAAUCAGAUAGAGUUGUAGUCACCCCCUCCCUCAUCGUGUUCCCCCAAAGUUCGAAAUCCUCAGCUUCGGAGCUCUCUCGAUCAGGUGCUUCGCGGACACCCAUACACGUAUUGUGGUGAUAUGUACUGGCGUUUGUAUACGAUUAUAGGAGAGGGAGCAGUGUAGUAAUGGAGUUUGAGUCGCGGCGGGCGCAUUAAGAAGAGAAGAAUUGGGAGCGAUUGAUCGAUCGAAAUGCGGGUGAGGGAAAUGCAUCCGCUCUGUUGCGUGUUGCUGGAGAGCGGCGCGAUCGAGGAGCAAUCGCCGGAGCCGACGGCGCGGUUGUUGAGGACCGGAUCGGCGGUCAUCGGAUCUGAGGUUUGCGGCAUAAUAGGAUCCGAGUCGGCCACGAGCGUCGCCGGCGUGCUCUACAAGUGGACCAAUUACCACACCGGGUGGAGAUCCCGGUGGUUCACUCUCCGCAACGGCAUCCUCUCCUACUCCAAAACUCGCCGCCCCGGUGUCGUCGCCGCCGACGACGGCGUCAAGCUCAUCGGCCACCUCCCCUCCAACAAUCCCGGCCAACGUAAACUCCGCAAAACCGUCCGCAUUGUCCACCUUAAGGUGUCGUCCUUCCGUGAGAGCAGGUCAGAUGACCGGAAAUUUUACAUAUUUACAGCUACAAAGACUCUACACCUAAGGACAAAUUCGAAGAAAGAGAAAGCAGCAUGGAUAGAAGCUUUGGUAUCUACAAGAAAUCUCUUUAUGCGGGGACCAGUAAAUGAUAAUAUCUCUAUUUUGCCCAGGGAUAUAUCCAUAUCAACGGAGAAACUCAAGAGCCGCCUGAUUGAUGAGGGGAUCAGUGAGGGGCUUAUUAAGGAUUGUGAGAAGAUCAUGCUCUCUGAAUUUUCAGAAGUUCAAGCCCAACUUAAAGUUCUUUCUGAGGAGCGAUCAAGUUUGUUGGACACAUUGAGACAGUUAGAGGCAGCUAAUAUUGAAGCGGAAUCCUCUGGAAUAUUGGAUGGUGAAUACCAAUUGCUAAAACAUGAAUAUUCAAAUUUAGGGCGUGGAAAGUUCGGUGAAUGGAGCACUACUGAAUCAUCUGACGAUGUUGAAAAGCAGGAGCUUGAAGAAGCAUCAGAUGAAGAGGAAACUAACUUUUUUGAUACAAAUGACUAUUUUUCAGACCCUUCCAUCAGUUGUGGGUCAAUCGUAGCAGAUAAAAUUGAUAAGUGCCUGGAGUUAGAAAAUAAGACUAGUAGUAUGAAAAAUAUUUGUUCUGAAAACGAUAAUUCAUUGUAUACACAAGUAGAGAGGAGACAGAAACUACCUGAUCCAAUUGAAAAGGAGAAGGCGGUUAGUUUAUGGUCUGUGAUUAAAGACAAUGUUGGAAAAGAUCUUACCCGAGUUUGCCUUCCUGUGUACUUUAAUGAACCAGUAUCAUCACUUCAGAAAGGUUGUGAAGACUUGGAGCACUCCUAUCUUUUAGACAGGGCAUAUGAGCAUGGCAAAGCGGGAAACAGCCUCCUAAGGAUUUUGAAUGUUGCUGCUUUUGCCGUGUCUGGAUAUGCUUCCACAGAAGGUCGGCAUUGCAAACCCUUCAACCCUUUGCUAGGAGAAACCUAUGAAGCAGAUUAUCCAGAGAAGGGAAUCCGGUUCUUCUCCGAGAAGGUUAGCCACCACCCAACACUUAUUGCCUGUCAUUGUGAAGGUAGAGGCUGGAAGUUCUGGGGUGACAGUAAUCUUAAAUCUAAGUUUUGGGGGAGAUCAAUUCAACUUGAUCCGGUUGGAACUCUUACUUUAGAAUUUGAUGAUGGGGAGAUAUUUCAGUGGAGUAAGGUCACAACAAGCAUAUAUAACCUUAUCCUUGGCAAGAUAUACUGUGACCACCAUGGAACAAUGCAUAUACAUGGUAAUCGCCAAUACUCAUGCAAACUCAAAUUCAAGGAGCAAUCUCUUCUUGAACGCAACCCCCAUCAGGUUCAUGGAUUUGUUGAAGAUAAUGCGGGCAAAAAAGUAGCUACACUAUUUGGCAAGUGGGACGAGAGCAUGUAUUAUUUAAAUGGAGAGUGGAAUAGCAAGCCCAAAGAAUUUUCUGAUGCUUCCUUAUUGUGGAAAAGCAGUCAGCCUCCCCCGAAUCUCACUCGAUACAACAUGUCCGCUUUUGCAAUUACUCUGAAUGAGUUAACACCAGGAUUGCAGGACAAGCUCCCACCUACAGAUUCAAGACUUAGACCAGAUCAGCGAUAUCUGGAGAAUGGGGAAUAUGACAAAGCAAACCAGGAGAAACAACGGUUAGAGACACGGCAGAGAUUGUCAAAGAAAUUACAAGAGACUGGUUGGAAGCCUAGAUGGUUUCAAAGAGAAGGCGAAGAUGGAACAUUCCGUUAUGUUGGUGGUUACUGGGAAGCUAGGGAGAACGGAAAAUGGGAUGGUUGCCCAAAUAUCUUUGGUCAAAUUGAUGAAAAUCUGUUAGGUUCUUUUCAAGGAUCCUGACUUUGCCUAGAGAACCAAUGAUCCGGUGAUUAAACUGAGGACAAAGAACGCCCCAAGAGGUGAUCGGAUAGUGUGGAGUAAUUAUCAAUCUUUGUGAGCGGCAAGAGAUUGUUGUCUGAGCCGAUGCAAGCUGAUCAUGAAGGGCAUCGGAAACAAUCUCUCUCCGGUGAGGAAUGGUGUUGGUUGCAAGAACAGAGUUGUCUUUAAUACAUUCCAUAUUUGCUCUAAGGCCUAGUUUUGGUAAUCUCUGUUUAUUCAUUAUAGUUUUUCAUCUUUGCCAUGCCCCCUUCCCUUUGGCAAAGCAUUAAUUUAUUUAGGUAAUUAUUUGUAUUUUCUUUUUAAAAAUAAAUGCAAUUGAUGUAUUUAACCAACAAACCAAACAUGGCUGUUGUUGUAAAGGUCUGAAAAGAUUAGAGCACAACCCAACCCCCCUUGAAAUCUAUUCAACAUAUAAGUAUAUUACAGAAAUUAACAGGAUAGUUUUAAGCU